This is a messenger RNA of Fusarium coffeatum, 2310 nucleotides long. RefSeq lists its product as uncharacterized. The record is from RefSeq and is a predicted model, not a curated record. Gene Ontology annotation, cellular component: nucleus. Gene Ontology annotation, biological process: regulation of transcription by RNA polymerase II. The transcript has a single exon. NCBI's taxonomy places the organism in Eukaryota, Fungi, Ascomycota, Sordariomycetes, Hypocreales, Nectriaceae. Bases 1 to 2310 code for a protein of 769 amino acids. Gene Ontology annotation, molecular function: DNA-binding transcription factor activity, RNA polymerase II-specific; RNA polymerase II cis-regulatory region sequence-specific DNA binding.
AUGGGCAAACACACGCGUUUUCCCAGUUCUUCUGGGCCAUUGCAAAUAUAUCAAGACGAGAAUGCUACACCCAUGACCAGUCACGCUCCUAUGCCUUCAGUCUCGAAGCAAGGCCGAAGGCCCCUGACUAGCUCAUCCUCAAACGUCGUCUUCAACCCGCCCACCGCCUCGCACAAUGUGCACUCUCCCUUUAAGCAGAGACCUGCUUCCGCGUCGCAAAUACCUUUGACAACUUCCCAAGGCAACAAAUUAAACAUGGUCCCCAUGGCGCCUCCAUCAAGACGAGGUCACACCACGGAUUCCCUGCAAAAGAAGCCUUACCUGUCGAAUUUUAAGACGGGUCCCCAGAAGCACGUCCUCGACAUGGGCUGGGACUUUGGUAAAGAGAACGUCCACCCACAAAUUUUCCCAGCACCUCCUGCCAUUGACAUGUCAGUCGAGAACUACUAUCAAAAACCAAACGGCAAGCGCGCUCUGAUGGAGGCUGCUCCCAUUAAAGAUUCCAGAUCCGCCAAGAAGAUAAAAUCCGAGCCAAUGACUGCGCCAGUGGAAACCGCGAUGGACGCGACAGUUGUUCCUCCUCACGACUCCUUCCCUCCUAUUGUCGACGACGGCAGCAAGCCUGCUUUCAGUUACGCCGACUUGAUCGCCAUGGCUAUCUUCCGAUCUCCCAAUCGAAAGCUCACGCUCUCCCAGAUUUACAAUUGGAUCAGCGACAACUUCUCCUUUUACAGUCCUACCGACGCCGGCUGGCAGAACAGCAUUCGACACAACCUCAGUCUACAGAAGGCCUUCAUGAAAGUCGAGAGACCCAAAGACGACCCUGGCAAGGGCCACUACUGGGUGAUCAAGCCUGGCUACGAAGCGCAAUACUUGAACAAGAAGCCGACUCGCAAAUCCGCCUCUGGCUCAGACAGCCUCCACGUUAUUUCGACUCGCCUCGAGCCCUCUCGUCCGGCUUCUGCGCCGACACAGGAGCCCACGCUACCUCCCCCCGUGCCCGUCAGUCAGUCCGCUCUACCGCCCCUUCCAACUUCUCAGGCCACCAUGUCGAUGCCCGUGGAUCUCUCGUCCGAUGCUACAAUUCCCGUCUCCGAUAACAUUGGCCCCGAAGAUGUCGUGGACAAGGUUGAGCACGACGUUUCUCUCGAUUCCUAUCUCUACUCGCCACUACCUGCCGCUAUGCAUUCGUCACCGCCUGUCUCCCGCCAUGUGGAUCACCAGAGCAAUACACCCCCUCCGCUUGCCCGAAACUUGGCUUCGUCCGUCUCACGAUCCCAUAGGCGCAAAGUUGCAUCCAUGGAUGAUAGUGGAUACAUCUCUUCCCUCGAAUCUUCGGCCAUCCGACCCAGCCAGAAGUUUAUGCUCACAUCGGAAGCUGAUCGACCACGAAACAAGUCAAGGGGUCGAGCCGAGGAAGAGAUUGCCCGUCUCCGAAACUCUUCGCCUUUCAGCCCAAGCAAGACACGGUAUCACUCAGUCAUGCCACCAGUCUCUUCGUCGCCUCUGCGACCAGCCUACGAGAAACAGAUGCUGCCACCAAUUACGCCCAUGGUCAAGCUUAACCCUCCGCCGCGUCCUCCCCCAUCAGCGUCCCCUAACACCAAUCUUCGACUUCACCGCGACAGAAUGCGAAACCUGCUCCAGUCGCCCGAGCGCAAGGUUGGGGGUAACUCUGAGCUUACACCUUACAGCCCUGCUUUCGAUCUGGGCACGGAUGUCUACCAGUCAAUUUACGGCGCUUCUAUUCUGAGUGACGCGGAUUUUACCAUCAGUCAAGAUCUCGCUGGAUUUGACGGUAUUGAUGAUGCUGCAUUCGCUGCCAUGAGCUCAGUGGAUGCUGGAUCUCCCAUCAAGCGCUCAGUCAAACGCGCUCGUUUUGAUCGCACCGUAUCUGCGUCGGUUCUAGGUGAUAUCACCAACUCGGCGACCAAGAAGCCUAUUGCUUCCGCGCCUCUUCUGAGACCCCCCGAGCAGUCUCUUCAAUACGAUACGCCGAGCAAAGCGUUUGAAGGCCUGAGUUCGCCUAGCAAGAUGUUCCAGGAAUCGCCUAUCCGAAACAACCAAUCACCCUCCAAAUUCGCCAACUUCCUCAAUGUCAAUUUGGACAGCAGUGACUGGGCAUCCUCGGCUCUUCUAGGCCAACUGGACUUUGUGCCCCCUAGCCCUGGUGGUGUUUCCACCGACAUGUCCAGUUUCGACAUUUUCAAGGGGUUUGACAAGAUUGGCUCGACAUCACAGGCAAACAAGAACAACACAUCGAGGAGCAACAAGCCCGGACUACCCCGAAGCUUUUCGACCCAAUUUUAA